AUGGCAGGUGUGAAUCCGGCAGAGACAGGCUACGUUGAGGCCCACGGUACGGGAACGCAAGCUGGUGAUCCAUUAGAAGCUCGCGCUAUUCUCAACACAGUUGGCGCGGUCGAGGGUCGCAAAUCAGACCUGUAUGUUGGCUCCGUUAAGACAAACAUUGGUCACCUUGAGGGUGCAGCAGGGGUGGCCGGAGUAAUUAAGGCUGCAUUGGCAGUUGAGCGCGGUUUAAUACCCCAGAAUCUAUGGUUUGAGAAGCUGAAUCCAGAGAUUGAUCUUCCGAGAAACGUCAAGAUACCACUCGAACUGACACCGUGGCCGCACAGCGGACCUCGUCGUGCAAGUAUCAAUUCAUUUGGUUUCGGAGGCGCGAAUGAGGGUUCAAGCAGCCUUCCCAGCACGCCUCGUGGAGAAACCACUAGCGGCGAGCACAGCGAGGCGACAAGCGAUGCAUCGAGCGAAAUCCUACGUGAGACUUAUCCCACGCCGAGAUUGUUUGUUCUGUCUUCGAAUGACCAGAACGGCGUGAAGCGCAAUGUUGAGCGCUUACAGAGCUAUCUCGCUUCCAGGACCUCCACUACUCCCUCUUUCCUCAACGACCUAGCAUUUACACUGAACUCGAAGAGGACAACACUACCAUGGAAAUCUUACGCUGUUUCCAGCGGUCUUAGCAACCUGCAGGAACAGCUUUCAAGUCUUGCUCCUGCAGUCCGCUCUUCCAACUCAACUGUACCACGAGUUGCAUUUGCUUUCACUGGGCAGGGUGCGCAAUGGCACGCUAUGGGAAAGGGUCUUUCCAUUUAUACGGCGUUUGCAAAAAGCAUGCAACGCUCUGAGGUUCUGCUAAAGUCAUUUGGCUGCCCAUGGAACCUUGCCGAGGAACUGAGUCGCACCGAGGCUGAGUGCAAGCUCCGUGAGACCGACUACAGCCAGCCAGCAUGCACAGCCAUUCAAAUUGCUCUUGUAGAUCUCUUGAAUGAGUUUGGUGUACGCCCCGUUGCUGUCCUUGGCCACUCCAGCGGCGAGAUCGCCGCUGCGUAUACUGCUGGCUUCAUUGACCACGAGGCUGCAAUCAAAAUUGCUUGGCUAAGAGGACAGGUCAGCAAGACGGUGUCUAAGAAUGGCGGAAUGUUAGCAGUUUCUGCAAGUUCCGACAGCAUACAGCAUCACCUGGAGUCUUUGAAGUGCGGCAGGGCCAUUGUUGGAUGCUUGAACUCGACCAAAGCUUGCACGGUCACUGGCGAUGCUACCGCCGUUGAAGAGCUACAGAAAGUGUUGAAAGAAGCUCAGGUAGCAUGUACUCGACUACCCAUGGACGUUGCAUACCAUUCUUUCCACAUGGAAUCUGCACGGGACAGGUACGAGAAGGCCUUGGAGGGUAUCCCGCAUGGGAUAACAUCUACCAUUCCCAUGUUCUCCUCGGUGACAGGCAAUAUCGUCGCUGCCACGCAAAUGAAGCCAUUCUACUGGGUCGACAAUCUGGUAUCUCCAGUUAACUUCGUUGGCGCUGCCCGGUCUCUUCUACGCCACCAGGCCAAUUCACGCAGAGCCUUUGCAAACUUGUUCGUCGAGAUCGGCCCUCACUCAGCACUGCGAAGUUACCUUCUGGACAUUUUCAGCGGUGAAGACUGCGCCGCGGAUCUGAAGUACACCACGAUUCUUCGUCGCAAAUUCGAUGGCGCAACUACUACGCUUGAAGCCAUCGGCCAGCUCUGGUCUCAAGGAUGCGCUGUUGAUUUCCAAAAGGUUAAUGCAACAUCUCGGGAAGAUGCCAAGAUGCUGGUAGACUUGCCUCCGUAUGCCUGGAACCACAAGUCCUACUGGGACGAGUCGCAUCUGAGCCGGCAACACCGUAUGCGCCCUUCACCACGUACUGAUCUCGUGGGUUAUCGCCUUAAUGGAACCCCGGAGCAUACAUGGCGCAACUUCUUGAGGUGCAACGAGAAUCCCUGGAUCCGUGAGCACAAAGUCCAGGGCGACAUUCUCUACCCUGGUGCAGGCAUGCUUGUAAUGGCAAUCGAGGCGAUGCAUGAACUGGCGCAGGAGACGAGCGCCGAUGAAGUCUAUGGCUUCGAACUUCGCGACGUUAGUAUCGACUCAGCGCUAAGGGUACCUGACACGGAGAAGGGUAUUGAGGUCAUGACGCAGCUGCACAAUCGUCGCACCGGAACGCGAGCUGCGGUAUCGUCGACACUCUACGAGUUCACAAUCUCGUCGUGGAGUGAAGAGAUGAGUUCUUGGAAUGCUCAUGCUUCUGGUCUGAUCUCUGCCACAUUCAAACCCUUCUCUCCAUCUAUGGGCGCUGAAGUGGCACUGAGCAAUGAGCGUUACGUCUGUUCCAUCGCAGAGGCCAGAAAAGUCUGCCAGACACCAGCCCGGAGUUUCCUCUACGACACGGUCGAGACGAUUGGCAUGAAGUAUGGCCCCAUCUUUCGCAAUAUGACCGAGCUAUCUGCCGGGAAAAAUGCCAGUUACGGUGUCAUAAAAGUGCCGGAUACCAAGGCAAUCAUGCCUAGGCAGUUUGAGUACCCGUACAUCAUUCAUCCUGCCACACUCGACUCAGUUCUUCACCUCCUCUUCCCCAGCAUCUCCGGCGAAGAUCAAGCACUUAGCGAGGCGGUCGUCCCAAAAUCUUUCGACCGCGUCUUUGUGUCAGCCAAUGUAUCGAAGACGGCCGGCACAGAGCUUCAAGGGUGCUCUACGGCAAAGAAACUGAGUUACACCACUUGGAUUUCCAAUAUCACUAUGUCAGAUGCAGCAAUGUCGGAGCCCACCAUCAUCAUGGAGGGACUCGUUCUGGCGUCUGUUGGAUCGACAGAAACUGCAUCUCAGCAGUUAGAGACACGGGCCUCAUGCUUCACACAAAAUUGGCAUCUUGAUGCUGACCUGCUGGAACCAUCUCAGCUCAAGGACAUCAUCUACAAGCGCACCUUGAAGAGCAAGGACGAUGAAUCGGUGCUCGACAAGCUCGAAUUCGUCUGCCUGGUGUACAUUUACCGCAUUCUAGCCUGGUUCGAGAGCGCUGAGGGCAAGGCUCACGUGCCGCAAGACGGCUUCUGGAAGUCUUAUGUCGAAUGGAUGCACGAAACUGUGAAUCAAUUUCCACCGCUACCAGCGGAUGUUGACACCGAGAUGCAGCGAGCCCGGGAGCGCAUCGUCAAGUCGGAGAGUGGUGAUAUCACGGUGCAGAUGGUCGACCGCAUCGGGCAGAACCUCUCUCGCAUCUUCGCGCACGAGGUGGAGGCUCUGCAGUGCAUGACCGAGGGCGAUCUCCUCUAUUCCUUCUACCGUGGGGCCUUUGGCACCAGCUUCAACACGAAUGUGGCCGAGUACGUCGGCCUGAUUGCCGACAAGCGACCUGGACUGCGUAUCCUAGAGAUUGGCGCUGGGACGGGCGGCACCACUUACCAUGUCCUGGAACGCCUGCGCAACCCCGACGGUAGCUCCAAGGCUGCGCAAUACUUCUUUACGGACAUCUCUCCUGGAUUCCUUGCCAAGGCGGCUGAUCGAUUUGAUGUGGAUGCAUCCAUCAUGCAGUUUGGCACUCUGAAUGUAGAGAACGAUCCCGCGGAGCAAGGAUUCAACCCUGAGUCCUUUGAUCUUAUCGUGUGCGCCAACGUACUUCACGCGACGAAGAGCAUACAAGAGACCCUAGCGCAUUGCAAAUCGCUGCUGAAGCCUGGUGGCCGUCUCGUCUUGUCCGAAGUUACUAUCAAGCGCAUCUUCUCGGGCUUCAUCAUGGGCCCUCUGCCAGGCUGGUGGCUAGGAGAGGCAGAUGGCAGGUACGGAGGCCCGCUUCUAGACGUGGAAGAGUGGAAAAUCGCGUUGACCAUGGCUGGAUUUUCCGGCGUUGAUGUUGAUAUCCGCGGUGACAGAGACACCUCGAAGGAGCCCGUCUCGUUGAUCAUCUCAACAAAGCCUGAAACAAGAGCCUCCACUCUACCUUCCUGCCUUAUCAUCACUCCCGGCACCGAAUUGUCCGACAAGCUUGCAAGUGCAAUCCAGGAGGCAUUCGUCUUUGCUGGUCACGCGGCCAGUAUUGCUCAGUGGAAUGAGGUUACCAAGGCGCAUGUGGAGGGAAAGUAUUGCCUCUGCUUGGCUGAAUGGGAAAAUGCUAUUCUCGCCAAUCUUACCGACGAAGACUGGGGCAGAGUACGCGAGGUUGUGCUUUCUUCAAAAGGCGCAUUGUGGAUCACUGGAGGCGCUACCUUCAAUACGCCACAUCCCAUGAAGAGCUUGAUGGUGGGACUCGCAAGAGCCAUUCGAAACGAAGACGCCGGAGUCCGCCUCGCAUGCCUCGACUUGGAUUCUCCAGCGACAAUUGAUAUGGAAUUAGCAUCGCAGACCGCGCUCAAGGUCGCUCGUGCAUAUUUCCGCGGAGACGGCACUGAGGGUGAGUUCACUGCACGUGGAGAUCUGGUCUAUGUACCGCGCGUCGAACGGACACUAGACGUCGAUACAUCACUACGAAAAUACGAGGCCAAGGGCGAGCCCGAGAUGGUGUCCUUCAGGGGCUGCGGACGUCCCCUCAAACUGACAAUCAAGACUCCUGGUCUACUCGACACUUUCCAGUGGGAAGAGGAUGAGACGUACCACACACCAAUACACGAGGACUGGAUCGAGAUUGAGGUGAAGGCCGUCGGUCUCAACUUCAAGGACGUGCUGGUUGCGCUGGGAAACCUGGCUGAGGACAAGUUGGGCGUCGAUGCUUCAGGCACUGUCACUCGUGUCGGAUCUGCCGUCACAGACUUCAAGGUUGGAGACCGGGUGAUGACCGCAUCCUGCGACACCUUCGCCACCUACGUCCGCUUUCCAGCCAAAGGCGCCAUAUCGGUGCCUGCAGGCAUGAGCUAUGAAGAAGCUGCGUCAAUGCCCCUCAUCUUCCUCACUGCUUACUACGCGUUGGUGACCGCAGGCGGUCUUAUCGCUGGCGAGAAGAUUUUGAUCCACGCAGCGGCUGGUGGUGUCGGACAAGCUGCCAUCAUGAUUGCGCAAGCCAAAGGCGCCCAGAUUUUCGCUACUGUUGGCGCGGAAAGCAAGAAGCAGCUUCUUGUCGAACAAUAUGGUAUUCCUGAGAAUCGAAUCUUCAGCAGCCGUGAUACCAGCUUUGUCAAGGGAGUGUUACGUGCGACGGGUGGCCAGGGUGUGGACGUUAUCCUCAACUCCUUAGCCGGCGAAGCCCUCCGCCUGUCAUGGACCGAUUGUCUGGCUAAAUUCGGUCGAUUUUUGGAAAUUGGAAAGGCCGAUCUUUUCGCCAACACCGGUCUCGACAUGAAACCUUUGCUAGACAACAAGAGCUACAUCGGUGUCAACCUGCUCGACUUUGAGAACAACCCAACACCGCGAGCGGUGUCACUCUGGCAAGAGACAACCAAGAUGAUUCACGAAGGUGUCAUCAAACCUGUCGCACCGCUCCAGAUCUUCACCAUGGCUGAAGUCGAAAAGGCGUUCCGUCACAUGCAGGCCGGCAAGCACAUGGGCAAAGUCGUCGUUCGGGUUGACGACGCAGAUCUUGUCCGUGUAGUGCCCCGAGUUCCCCGAGUGAGCAUCUGUCCCGACGCGACGUACGUACUCGCCGGACUGGGGGGUAUCACUCGUGAGAUUGCGCGCUGGUUAGCUGCAAAGGGUGCAAGGAACCUCGUACUCAUCUCUCGCUCGGCAGCUAGCAGCGCGGACAACAGAGCCUUCGCUACGCAACUGAAGAAGACGUACAACGUCACGCCGCUGGCCUAUGACUGCGAUGUUGGCAGCAAGGCUGCUCUGCAGGAAGUCCUCAACGAUCUCAGAGCCAAAGGUUUGCCACCCAUCAAAGGAUGUGCGACUGGCGCCAUGGUCCUGCAAGACUGUCUCUUCGAUAAGAUGACCGCAGCCAGCGUCCGUAGGACUGUAGGUCCCAAGGUCCACGGUACCUGGAAUCUGCACGAACUUCUACCACGCGACAUGGACUUCUUUGUGAUGCUGUCCUCACUAGCCGGCGUUAUGGGUCAUCGCGGACAGGGCAAUUACGGGUGCGGCAACAACUUCCAGGACGAAUUUGCAGCAUUUCGGCGCAGUCAGGGUCUCCCCGCGAUGACGAUCGAUAUCGGCUAUCUCCUGUCAGUCGGAUUUGUCGCUGAACAUGAUGAGUACGUUGACCACGUCAAGGCCAUGGGGCUUAAAGUCAUGCACACAUCCGACCUACAUGGCUUGCUCGCAACUGCCAUCGAAGGCCCCGCGCACCACCCGGCCCAGGUAAUGUGCGGGCUGCCAUUCAACGAGCAUGACGAUGCCUGGUACUGGAUGGCCGAUGCGCGGUUCGCGGCUCUGCGCAAUGUCGCUGCCGGUUCCUCUGCGAAAGCCGGACAGACCAUCUCAUUGCGCGAGGAGCUGACGCGAUGUGCGACCGUCAGCGAAGAGGCCGUGCAACUCAUCACGGCGGCCAUUGUGCAAAGGCUUGCGAGCCUAAUGAUGACGCCUGAGGCCGACAUUGAUGCCGGCAGGCCGCUGAGUGCAUAUGGUGUUGACAGUUUGGUGGCUGUGGAAGUUAGGAAUUGGAUCGCUCGCGAGGUUGCGGUUGAGUGCUCGGUGUUCGACGUAAUGCAAAAUGUGCCGAUAAUGCAGUUAGCGCAGAAUCUUGCAGAGAAGAGUAAGUUACUAAGUAGAGAAUCUUAG
Messenger RNA from Parastagonospora nodorum SN15, 6648 nucleotides. RefSeq lists its product as hypothetical. The record is from RefSeq and is a predicted model, not a curated record. NCBI's taxonomy places the organism in Eukaryota, Fungi, Ascomycota, Dothideomycetes, Pleosporales, Phaeosphaeriaceae. Gene Ontology annotation, biological process: secondary metabolite biosynthetic process; fatty acid biosynthetic process. Bases 1 to 6648 code for a protein of 2215 amino acids. The transcript has 4 exons. Gene Ontology annotation, molecular function: oxidoreductase activity; phosphopantetheine binding; fatty acid synthase activity.